Setaria italica (foxtail millet) is the source of this 1973-nucleotide messenger RNA. Its product is annotated as malate dehydrogenase, chloroplastic. Gene Ontology annotation, biological process: tricarboxylic acid cycle; malate metabolic process. Gene Ontology annotation, cellular component: cytoplasm; mitochondrion. Lineage: Eukaryota; Viridiplantae; Streptophyta; Magnoliopsida; Poales; Poaceae. The coding region runs from base 275 to 1570 and encodes 431 amino acids. The transcript has 3 exons. Gene Ontology annotation, molecular function: L-malate dehydrogenase (NAD+) activity. The record is from RefSeq and is a predicted model, not a curated record.
AGACGCAAAAUAAAAAGCGCCGCCGCGGGGGUGCCCCUCCUGCGACUGAGGAGCCCAGAGCCGGAGCGCUUUUUCCUUUGCCGCCGCCGCCCCCUCCCUCCCCGCUUUGGGCCUCUGGCCAUUGCCGCUGCUCACGAGGCUCCCGAGCGCCGCCCUCACCUUCCCCCGCCCCACCAAGCGCAGGAGCCUUCAAAAAGCCGCCAGCCGAGGAGACCGCGCGGAGAUCUAGGUGUUUCUGCUGUGCCUGCAUGCAGCGGGGAGUUGUCGUCCCGAUAUGUUCGACUCGGCCAGAUGGCUGCCGCCGCGAUGGCAUGUUCUGAGGAGAACCUGCUCGAUUUCGCCCAUCUGUGUCCAAUUCCGGAUAGAGAUGUCAGGCAUGGCGUCAACUGUUGCCUUCAGCUCAGUUAGCGCUCAGGCUGGGCUGAUCCAAAAGCCAAGGAACCAUGGUGUCACAAGCCACUAUGGUUUAAAGGCAUCAUCAUCAUCUGUUAGCUUUGGAUUUGAGUCAUCAUUCCUGGGCAGGAAUGCAUCCCUCCGUGCCUCUGUCGCUCCAAGGAUUGUGCCGAAGGCGACGUCUGGGUCUCAGAUAUCUCCCCAGGCAUCUUACAAAGUGGCUGUACUUGGUGCUGCCGGUGGGAUUGGACAACCCCUAGGCCUUUUGAUCAAGAUGUCUCCUCUCGUGUCAGAGCUGCAUCUAUACGAUAUUGCAAAUGUCAAGGGUGUUGCUGCGGAUCUGAGUCAUUGCAAUUCACCUGCUCAGGUUCUGGACUUCACUGGCCCCUCGGAAUUGGCAAACUGCUUGAAAGGGGUGGAUGUUGUUGUCAUCCCUGCCGGAGUCCCAAGGAAGCCGGGCAUGACUCGUGAUGACCUCUUUAACAUCAAUGCAAGCAUUGUCAAGUCGCUUGUUGAGGCUGUUGCGGACAAUUGCCCAGACGCGUUCAUCCAUAUCAUUAGCAACCCAGUGAACUCCACAGUGCCAAUUGCUGCUGAGGUUCUGAAGCAGAAGGGUGUCUACAACCCCAAGAAGCUUUUUGGAGUUACCACCCUGGAUGUUGUCAGGGCCAACACAUUUGUGGCACAGAAGAAGAACCUGAAGCUCAUUGAUGUUGACGUCCCAGUUGUCGGCGGUCAUGCUGGGAUUACAAUAUUGCCGUUAUUGUCCAAGACCAGGCCAUCUGUUACCUUCACAGAAGAGGAAACUGAGGAGCUGACAAAGAGGAUACAGAAUGCCGGGACAGAGGUGGUGGAGGCCAAGGCUGGUGCAGGGUCUGCUACCCUGUCCAUGGCCUACGCUGCUGCCCGUUUUGUCGAGUCAUCUCUCCGUGCACUGGCUGGUGAUCCAGAUGUCUAUGAGUGCACAUUUAUACAGUCUGAGCUUACUGAUCUGCCAUUCUUUGCAUCAAGAGUCAAGCUCGGGAAGAAUGGUGUCGAAUCUGUUUCUGCUGACCUUGAGGGAGUGACUGAGUACGAGGCCAAGGCGCUUGAGGCACUGAAGGCUGAGUUGAAGGGAAGCAUUGAGAAGGGCAUCGCGUUCGCAAACAAACAGCAGGAAGCUGCCGCGUCUGUUUGAAGCGGGUGAAAUGAAAAUCCACAAGAAGAGAAUAAAGGAACAAUGAUCUAGAAUCCACAAUGGCUUUUAGUUUUGCAGCCUAGAAUUUUUUGUGUCGACAGUAGGAAGAUGCUCCAGACGAGCUGCAAUUGUGGCUGUUGUUAGCUUCUAAUGGAUACGUACGUGGGUGCUGGAUGCCCCCCCAAGUUAUCUUUUUCUGAACCAGGCCCUGCUUAACACAACACAUAAAUUUUGCUCCUUUUCCAUUGUGGUUGUGUCUGUACUCUGUAGGUUGUUGGAGUUUACAAACUACCAGAGAGCUAAUAAAGCAUUUUUACGAAAGCGAUGUGUACCAAAGAUCUAUUGUGGUUGUGUUUGUACUGUCGUAUUGCCUGCUGUUUACCAAUACAACUCUGUUUCCUUG